Molecule: messenger RNA, 603 nt
Organism: Protopolystoma xenopodis
Lineage: Eukaryota; Metazoa; Platyhelminthes; Monogenea; Polystomatidea; Polystomatidae
Source: the annotation of a GenBank genome assembly
AUGUCAUAUUCCCCUUCUGCUUCGUUGUCCCACAGAAAAUUAUGGCAAGGAGCUUCUUCCAACCCCAAAGCUCAUCCUCCGAAGUGUACACCUAGGCUCAUGCCUCGUGACCAAUUUGCGAUAUGUCGUCCACUACAGUCAAUUCGUGACUCAGCGGUUACUCAUGCAUUCCAUUCUUUUUCUUCUGCUUCUCGUCCUGCUCGUCCUGCUAUUCCUUCUACCUCUCAUCCUGCCUCCGUAACUAAAUCUUCUAUUUCUCUUCCUGAAACCCUUCCAUCCCUUCCCAUUCAGCCUGUAUCUGUGUGCGCCCUUGAACCGCAUACGAAUUUCCCCCAUACUGCUCCCAUAUCUGCUUCCGGGUCACUAGAGCGUUGCAUAUGGAGCAGUCAAAUUGCGCCAAAUGAUAAGGAUUCUCGUGUUUUAAAUGAAAAAUUACAGCAUGAAGAGGGUGCCGGGCCUUCUGAGGAGUGCAUCGCUUUUGAAUCAGAACUUUAUCGAGAAGUUGAUGAGAUGGACGAUAUUUCUAUUUUUCGCGAGGAAGACGACAAAGAAAAUCGACCCCAUAACAGCGAAACUUUUGAUCCAUGGGCAAAUCUUUUCUGA